ACAAUGUCGGUAACAAACGAAGAGGUCGAUGAUACCGAGUUCUUCCAGCAAGACUUCACGACCGCCUCCGACUGGGAGCUGUUCAAUGCACGGCUGGAGGAAAUAUUUCACGAAUGGAAGCUCUCGUUCGGACAAAGCACCUUCCGGAAGCUAGGACACCACGAGCUAGCGAGCUGCCGUUGGAAUGUGGCACGCGAAACGAUCAAGUUCGCGGAUGUUGAGCUGCAGGUUGUGCAUUACCGUGCGGUGCUGGAACCGGAAGCGGAAGGUGCGGAACCAUCGGAACCCGUGUCCGGAUGUCAAACGUUCGCGGAUUUAAUGUCGAUUGAGAAUGAUUACUGUGUGGCGUACGGUGGUCAGCGAUCAGCAGACGGAGCUGGUGACGAGGAACAGAAAUUGCAUCCGCUCGCUCAGUGGUACGGAUUGCGCGAGUUUGUGAUCGUUAGGCCGGUGAGGAAAUCGAUCUCGAACGAAAGCCAGAUCCGUAUCCUGAUGAGCUCGGUGCAUAUUGCGGUUGCGGAAAGUAGUUGCGAUGUGCCGGUGUUUGUGCAGGCCAUGGAUAAGGUGCAGCACGUGUAUCUGGGCGUAUGUGAGUCGGGGCCGGUGCGGAUGUCGUUCGACAUAGUGCAUCUGCACCUAACGCCACCAACCUGCAAGUAUCUGUCCGGGCUGUUGGAAGUGUUUAAAGGCAAGAUUGGUGUCGCUUACGUGGAUCCUGUCGCGGUUUCAGUUCGCUUCACGUACCAACUUACGCGCUUUCUUUCCGGAGCCUUCAUCAGUGACAAAAGUGUUCCCUUCGCAGAGAAUUGGCCCAGCAGUGGCGUCGUUUCGCUUCCGUUCGGUGUAACAAUCGAUCCGGUUGCUGAGCUAACCGUACACUGCACCUGGCCACAGGUAGCAGACAAUGUGGUCGUCGACUCACAAACCUAUUCUGACUUUGACCCACUAACAGCACCUUUCUGGAGUCUUCGAGCACAGUUCGAAGACACGCCCGUCUGCUAUCUGGCGGACUGUCUUCAGGAGUAUCUGCAAAUCUCCGACUCACGGCGUGCUCUAACGGAAUACUUUAGCGAACUCGCAUUCGCCUCAAACAUGCCCCCGAUCGAGGGUGCCAAUCCGCUCGAUCUGCUUACCGAAUCUAAAAUCCCGCGCCUAUCUGCCGUUUUCCCGGGACGGAUCGGUGCGGCGCCAAAGACAGCGCCGACCAAACUUGAGGGUCCGAUAAACGAUGAACAGCUAAAGGAUAUGCUUUAUUAUCUGUUUCCGGACGCACAGAAAGAACCCCGCUGGCCUUACUCAGCAUCCGUAACCGGUCCGGCCGAGUUCGAUCCGAUGCGCAUUAAAUCGGCCAAUCCGGACUCGCUGGUGCAUCGGUUGGCGACACUGCUGGCGCUCUGCAAUGCGUGCUUCGGUGGGAAACGCGCGGUCGCCCAACUGUGGGCCGAAUUUGCACAGGAAAUGCGGUACCGUGUGGAACGCUGCAUACAAAUACCGGGCGUGGCCAGCGGUUUUCCGGACUCGAGAACCUGCUUGCUUCACCAGAAGCUUCAGAUGCUGAACGUGUGCAUGGAACGGCGCACGCUGCGUGACGGUGGACUGCCGUUUGCGAUGCGCCCCGGGACAACCGGU
Anopheles maculipalpis is the source of this 1629-nucleotide messenger RNA. RefSeq names its product rab3 GTPase-activating protein catalytic subunit-like. The record is from RefSeq and is a predicted model, not a curated record. The transcript has 2 exons. NCBI's taxonomy places the organism in Eukaryota, Metazoa, Arthropoda, Insecta, Diptera, Culicidae. Gene Ontology annotation, biological process: positive regulation of GTPase activity. The annotation marks the transcript as partial. Gene Ontology annotation, molecular function: GTPase activator activity.